Messenger RNA from Chanos chanos (milkfish), 2169 nucleotides. It is a transcript of the gene fam234b, whose product is annotated as family with sequence similarity 234 member B. The record is from RefSeq and is a predicted model, not a curated record. Gene Ontology annotation, molecular function: protein binding. Lineage: Eukaryota; Metazoa; Chordata; Actinopteri; Gonorynchiformes; Chanidae. Bases 1 to 2169 code for a protein of 722 amino acids. The transcript has 13 exons.
AUGGCUGCGUCCCUAUCCCGCGCUCUCAAAUUGCCCGGGAAGAAGGGCUCCGAAUUGGGAGAGUAUGACCCUCUCACUCAGGCAGAUAGUGAGGACGACAGUGAAGAGGACGAUUUGGUUUUAAAUUACCCCCGGAAUGGCCUGGGCAGGGGCAGUUGUCUGGGUCCAGGGCCCACAGAGCAUCGCAGGGGCAGGAGCGGAAGGCUCGUCGACGAAGAAGAACUGGAAGAGGACGAAGAGGAGGAAGAGGACGAGUGGCGAGAUCGUCCUCGUGGAAAAAAGCGGCAGGACAGAGAAGACAUUAAACACUGGAGUCAGAGAGAAGUCGGAAGGGACGGAACGGGAGCGGGGGUGGCCGGGGAGGCGCUGGGGCCCAACGGGGGUGCCGGACUGGGUCUGGGUCCCGGCGCUGAUCCGGAUGGGAAACGAGCGAGAGUGAGAAACGUGAUCCGAACCACGGCGUUCCUCGUGCCCCUGGGAUGUGCCAUGGUGCUAGUGCUGCUUUGUGCGUUUCUCUUGCCCUGCCCCCAGGGGGCGCUCCACAGGAGACCAGAGUGGGAAAGAGAACUGGGAGACGUUGGAGGAGUCAAUUCACCUCCUCUUGCACUGUGGGAUGUGGACAACGAUGCAAUCGAAGAUUUGCUAAUAGGUGUCACUCAGAUGUCCAACGAAAGCCAACUGUCAAGUUCCCUAGGCAACCAUAAAGAGUACAGUGUCGUAGCUCUGUCUGCGCUGAGCGGAGAGGUGUUGUGGAGGAAAGCUUUGGGAAACCCAGUGUUGUAUGUACAAUGUGGCCUCCAGUCUGGAGCCCCCGCAAGACCGGGGACCAGACUCAGGGCUGAGGCCCAGGAUCCCUCACUCCCGCCUGGGCACAGAGGGAGAGGGCCUGUCUGCCUCCUGGUCACCUUAACCCAUCUCACCGCUGUCAAUGCCUCCACAGGCAAGCAGUUGUGGGAGGUUUCGUCAGGGCAGGUGGAGUCUCCUGCCGUACCCCUCCCAGACCUGCAAGGGGACAGCACCCCGGUCCUGCUGAUUGCGACUCUAGCCGACGACAAAGUGUCUGACCUCUCAUUGCGUCUGCUCUCUGGUACGAAUGGCGCUCUGAUUGGACAACCAGUGACCUUUAACCUGACAGAACAGGGCAAGCUGAUUGGUCCAAUGCUGCAUGAGACAACAGUGGGAGCCUAUUACAUCGUUUUUGGGCUGGGCGCCGUGGAGGCAGUCUCUCUCAGAGACAUUUACACCAAGGCAACAAGCAAGACGACCGUGCCUGCCAAACUCAGGCUGAAGGACCCCAGCUGGGAGAGGCUGAAAAAGACAAACUCUUCCACGCUUAUUCACAUCUCCAGUGGUAAAGAGGAGAUUGAGUACAUGCUCCCCCUGGUGGCCGGAAUGUGUAAUAACCACAAUAACCUGGACGCGGUGUCUGCUCUGAACGUCAGUCGCAGUGACUGGGUCGUCAUGACAAGAGACAGCCGAAAACUCUCGGUGCUCAGAGAGAGAGACACACACACACGGUGGACGCUCAAUGCAUCAGCCAUGCACAGUCGACCGUGUGGUGGUUAUUUUAACGAUGACAGUGUUCCUGACCUGGUGAUUCAGCUGUCCAGUGCAGGUGUGAGAAAGGUGCAAAUGAUUGAUGGGGCAAGCGGCCAGUGCCUGUGGGAGGCGGAGUUUCAGUGUCCGCUUCUUGUUUUAGAAGGUUCGGCUGUCAUGACAACGACCGGCCAAUCGGCGUUCCUGUUUUGGGCAGGAGAGCCCCUGUCGGCCACACGGAACGUCACCAAGGCAACUGUAAAUUCUACAUCUUCAGCCGAGCCAGUCUUACGCAGGCUCUUCCUCCUCCACCCCGCCUAUCCCACAAUCCUCCUGCAGCUAACCAGCACCACAGACACCGUGCUCACCUCUGCAGUGAGUUACGACGAACAGGACAAAGAUGCUUCCUACCUUACGGUGAGCUCCAGGCCUACCUCCGGCCUGGGGCCUGAGGCUCGAGUAGUGAGGAGCCUGAGUUUGAGAGCUUCCAUUGCGGGCGCACAGACCGUGAGGCUGGGCGAGGAGAGCAAGCCUGGAGCAGGACCUCUUAGGCCCAGUGCCUUUGAGAUCAACAAAUUCUUCAGACAUCUGUCCUUCAAACGCCAGCAACAAGAGAAGGCGGGAAGAUUUUAG